Molecule: messenger RNA, 498 nt
Organism: Vollenhovia emeryi
Lineage: Eukaryota; Metazoa; Arthropoda; Insecta; Hymenoptera; Formicidae
Product: inactive dipeptidyl peptidase 10-like
Exons: 2
Biological process (GO): proteolysis
Molecular function (GO): dipeptidyl-peptidase activity
Source: RefSeq, a predicted model, not a curated record
AGCGGCACGACGAAUCCAACAGUCAAACUAUUUUGCGUCGAUCUCGACACGGUGGUGCUGGGUAACGUGACUUUGGUGGAGAUCGAACAUCCGCCGGAGCUGUCUGCCACCGAGAGGAUCCUGUCGGCGGUGGACUUCCCCACGGACAGCCUCGUGUACGCGACUUGGAUGAACCGGGUGCAGAACAGGGCGUAUUUCCAGCUCUGCGACGUCGACGGUCCGCUGCCGAACUGCACGACAGCGCUCUCAUAUGGCGAGAAAAAUGGCUGGGUAGAGCAAUUCGAAGCGCCUAUAUUCAGCGAGGACGGUACGUCGUUCCUUCUGAUAUUACCGCAGAAACAGAAGAACGGCAGCAAUUGGCGACACGUUGCGCUGGUUACGAAUGCAACCAGCGGCAGGCCGACCACCGCCGCCCUCACCUCCGGCUAUUUCGUCGUCACGGAGAUAGUGUCCUGGGAUCGGGAGAACUCGUAUCUGUAAGUACGAACGCAGUCUAUU